Molecule: messenger RNA, 321 nt
Organism: Penicillium alfredii
Lineage: Eukaryota; Fungi; Ascomycota; Eurotiomycetes; Eurotiales; Aspergillaceae
Product: LysM peptidoglycan-binding domain-containing protein
Exons: 2
Coding region: 1-321 (106 amino acids)
Source: RefSeq, a predicted model, not a curated record
AUGGCCCCAUCGAUUACUCGAGCCCUUGUGUGGACACUGGGAUUCGCAUCUCUGGCCUUGUCUGCAGCCAUCAAUAACGAAGUCACCAAAAGUAUGAAGGAGGGGGAUGAGGUGGCGCCGAUGCAAACUGUGCCGUCUUGCAACCUCUUCUACCAGGUACAGAACGGGGAUACCUGUUGGGACAUCAUCUCACGAAGCGAAAACACUUUCACCAUUAAACAGCUGAUGUGCUGGAACCCGGACAUCAACCCGUGGUGCUCGAACCUGAUUCCUGGCCGAAGCGUCUGCGUCGGGGUGCUCACCCCCGGGCCCUCCUGCUAG